Molecule: messenger RNA, 755 nt
Organism: Paramecium sonneborni
Lineage: Eukaryota; Ciliophora; Oligohymenophorea; Peniculida; Parameciidae
Source: the annotation of a GenBank genome assembly
AAAUAAUAUAAACAGUUAUCAAAUGGCAUCAAAAUACUUAUAAAAAUAUCCAGUCCCAGAAGGGUUUCAUUAAAUUUUACAUGAUUUUGCAAGAGAGGUAUUAUAUAAAUAAUAGUAAAGGUGUUAAGAGAUUAGCCAGACGAUAUAAUAAAGUAUGGAGCAGAAUAUUUUGAAUGUAUGGCUUAAGGAAAGGAAUUUAAAUUUGAUAGCAAAUACAAUAUAGCAAAAGGUGAGGCACCAGGUAGAGUACAUAAACCACCAAAACCAUCAAAUAUGACAGAGAAGGCAAAAAUAGUAGUAGAGAAAUCAAAUAACAGAUCUGAUAGUCAAUAAAUGAAAAGAGUGGGAUCUGGUAAUCCAAAUAAUGUUUCACAUGUAAGUUCUUAAGGAAGUCAUCCAGAAGAAAAGAAAGCUGCAAAAGAAUAUGUGAAUGAUUUAUAUGAUAAGAUAACUAAAGACAUAGAUGAUUUUGAGAAUCCUAUUAUAGAGUAAAAUGAUUAAGGUGAAGAAUUACCAAAAUUAACUAGUUUUGUAAUAAAUUAUAAUUAUAUUUUUAGGAUGAUAAGGAUAUGUAAAAUAUCAUUAAAAUAUAAGCAGCAGCUAAAGGGAAGAUUGUUAGAAAUUAAGUUAAUAAGAAUUAAAAGAAAUCUAAAGAAGAUAAUAAAUAAUAAAUGUUAGAAUAAUAAUAAACUGAAGAAUAAUUAGUAUUCUAAUCUGAUCCAACAUAAUAAGAAUUUGGUUAAGAAGAAGAAUGA